This is a messenger RNA of Sinocyclocheilus rhinocerous, 856 nucleotides long. RefSeq names its product ventral homeobox (gene vox). Lineage: Eukaryota; Metazoa; Chordata; Actinopteri; Cypriniformes; Cyprinidae. The coding region runs from base 20 to 856 and encodes 278 amino acids. Gene Ontology annotation, molecular function: DNA binding. The transcript has 4 exons. The record is from RefSeq and is a predicted model, not a curated record.
GACUAACAACCAUAAUUUUAUGACAUGUUGUGUUUCAGCCUUUGAAUCUGAUGGCUCCUCAGCUUCUGUGAUGAUAGUAAAGCCUCCACAAGACAGCAUCUCAGAGAAAGCAGUAGUUCAUCUGGACACACAGACCGCAAUCAUGGUGAAGAAGUUUUCUGUGGACUGGCUCGCACAAAGCUUUCACGGUUCGCCGCCUCAAGACGUUCUGGAGCCGGAGAAAGAGACGCGCAGGCCACACGUGCCGUGUGUGGUUCAGCCGAGACCUCCAACAUCACAUGACAAGGUUUAUUUGCAGCCAAAACCAAAGGUUAACAAAGCUGAACAGAAACCAGAGACCGUUAAAGAGAAGGAGGUCACAACUCUGGUUACGCAAAGAAGCUGCUCAUCUCCAAGCUUUUCAGAAAACAGCGGAUAUUCGUCUGGUUAUGAGAGCGAAGCGGCCGCGUCUGAAUGCGCUUCCAUCGAUGGACACGAGACUGAGAAAGACGCGGCGACGCGAAGAAUCAGAACCAAAUUCACUCCGGAGCAGAUCGACAAACUGGAGAAAAUCUUCAGCAAGCACAAAUACUUGGAGGCGGGAGAGAGAGUGAAAACAGCUUUGAAACUCAACCUGUCCGAAACUCAGGUCAGAACUUGGUUCCAGAACCGCAGGAUGAAGCUGAAGCGGGAAGUGCAGGAGAUGCGCGCUGACUAUCUGCUGCCAAAGAUGGUUCUUCCGCACGUGCUUCCGGUUCAGUACCACUGCUACGACAGACAGCGACUUCCGUUUCCGCCUCACGGCGCGCUGAUGCCGCAGAUGAUGCCGCUGGCUCCUCAUCACCAGCUCAUCUGUCUCCAGCAGCAUUACUACUGA